Molecule: messenger RNA, 492 nt
Organism: Grammomys surdaster
Lineage: Eukaryota; Metazoa; Chordata; Mammalia; Rodentia; Muridae
Product: cathepsin G-like
Exons: 4
Coding region: 1-492 (163 amino acids)
Biological process (GO): proteolysis
Cellular component (GO): intracellular membrane-bounded organelle; cytoplasm
Molecular function (GO): serine-type endopeptidase activity
Source: RefSeq, a predicted model, not a curated record
AUGGGUUGCUCUCCGAAGAAAGAAGUACUAGAGAACAGAGAAAGCUCAUACUUUGGGAAAGCAUCUUGCCUCAAUAGCCUGAGUCAGCCUCAUGUGGAACAAAGCAUAGUUCUCCAUUUGGAGAAGAGUCCAGAAGGGCUGAGUGCUUGUGGAGGGUUUCUGGUGCAAGAAGACUUUGUCCUAACAGCAGGUCAUUGCUUGGGAAGCUCCAUAAGUGUUACCCUAGGGACCCACAACAUCCAUGGACGAGAAAAGACCCAGCAACACAUCACUGUGCUCAGAGCCAUCCGCCAUCCUGAUUACAAUCCACAGACCAUUAGGAAUGACAUCAUGCUACUGCAGGGGGAUUCUGGUGGUCCUCUGGUAUGUUGCAAUGAGGCCCAGGGCAUCAUCUCCUAUGGAAGCAACAAUGGUAACCCUCCAGCUGUAUUCACCAAGAUCCAGAGCUUCAUGCCCUGGAUCAAAAGAACAAUGAGGCAUCUUGCCCCAUGA